Salvia miltiorrhiza (redroot sage) is the source of this 1380-nucleotide messenger RNA. RefSeq lists its product as uncharacterized. The coding region runs from base 1 to 1380 and encodes 459 amino acids. The transcript is spliced from 5 exons. The record is from RefSeq and is a predicted model, not a curated record. Lineage: Eukaryota; Viridiplantae; Streptophyta; Magnoliopsida; Lamiales; Lamiaceae.
AUGGGUAAGAAUUUGAUAAUUACAGUCUGUGUUGAGGGUGGGGUUAAAGCUACAAAAGUUACAGAUGACAAACAACAACCAAAGGAAAUGGGGACUGUUAAGGGUAAUGAUGUUGAGGCUACUGAUUGUGAUGUUGAGGGGAAUUUGGGCGAUGCUGAGGGUAGUGAGAGUGACUGUGAUGGUGAUGGUGAGGGUAGUCAGACUGAGGGUUAUGGCAGUGAGGGGCAAUGUGGGGUUGAGGGUCAAUUUGAGGGUUUGCAAGACAAGGGUAGGAAUGACAUAGAUGAGGAAUCUAAUAUUCCUCGAGAUGUAGAUGACUGGGGACAUUUAGAAAAUGCAACAUUCUCUGAAAUUGAAGAUGUAAUAAACAUGGAUUGGGGUGACAACUACAUUUCUGAUGAAGAAAAUAUUGAAUUAAGGAAGAAAUUAAAAAAAGUUGAUAGUGUUUUUGAUUUGUUGAAUGAGAAUGAUGGGUUUGAAGCCGAUGUAGAGCACACCUAUGCGUCUGAUUAUGAAAAUGAAACCCAUGAAUUUGUGUCUGAGGAGAGUGAUUCUGAUUUUGAACCACGAUUGAGAAAAAAAAGACUCGUGUAUGAUCCGAAGUGUGACCAUAGCAAACUUGAAAUUGUCAUAGGAAUGCACUUUCAGGAUGGUUUUCAGUGUAGAGAGGCUUUAACCACUUGGGCAGUUGAAAAUGGUAGGUACAUUCGGUUUAGGGCUGUUUCUAAGAAGAAACUUUUAGCAAAGUGUACUCCUCUUUGCCCUUGGAAAGUGUUUGCAAGUGCUCUGCAGGGUAAUGGUAACUUCUUUAUAAAAAGUUAUGCGGGUGACCAUAACUGUGCUAAGGCAAUGAGUAAUAAAUUGUUAAGCUCACAGUGGGUUGCAAAACGUUACCUCAAUGUCUAUAGAGUCAGGUACAAUUUAGGGGUGAAAGAUCUUGGGGCAGAUAUUCUAGAGAGGUUCAAGGUGAGAGUACCCAAAGAUAGGCUUUACAAGGCUAGAAGACUUGCACAAGAAAUGGUGAGAGGUUCCAUAGAGCAACAUUAUGGUUCUUUGAGAAACUAUAUUGCGGACUUGAGAAGGGUUGAUGGUGAGGGGCACUAUGAGCUUCUUCUUGAAGCAGAUAGUGUAUUCAAAGCACUAUAUAUGGGCAAGGAUGGAAACAAUGAUAUGUUUCCAAUUGCCUGGGCCGUAGUUGAGGCUGAGAAUGAAGUUUGCUGGACUUGGUUUUUGAAGUGUCUUCUUGAGGAUUUAGAUAUUGGAGAUGGCAGUGGGUGGACCUUCAUUAGUGAUCAACAGAAGGGAUUGGCAAAUGCCGUUGCUGCUUUGGCUCCAAAAGCUGAGCACAGGAACUGCGCCCGACAUCGGAGUUCAAAGUAG